This is a messenger RNA of Ornithorhynchus anatinus (platypus), 933 nucleotides long. RefSeq names its product vomeronasal 1 receptor ornAnaV1R3061. The record is from RefSeq and is marked inferred. Gene Ontology annotation, biological process: G protein-coupled receptor signaling pathway. Gene Ontology annotation, molecular function: pheromone receptor activity. NCBI's taxonomy places the organism in Eukaryota, Metazoa, Chordata, Mammalia, Monotremata, Ornithorhynchidae. The coding region runs from base 1 to 933 and encodes 310 amino acids. Gene Ontology annotation, cellular component: membrane. The transcript has a single exon.
AUGCUAUUGAGUGACCUGGUCUUCAUAAUUCUUUUCCUUAUUCAGACUGGGGUUGGGUUUCUGGAAAACUCAAUACUGUUCAUACUUUAUGCCAGAGUCUUCAGUUCCCAGGCCCAUCACAAGAAGUCCACUGACCUGAUCCUUGCCCAUCUGACCAUGGCCAACAUGGUGACACUUCUCACACAGGUGGCCCCAGGGAUGGUUCUGGCCAUCAAUUGGGAUUAUUCUCUGGGAGUGGUGGGGUGCCAGAUUGUCUUGUACAUCAGGAGAGUGUCCCGGGGCCUUUCCAUCUGCACCACAUGUCUCCUGAGCGUGUUUCAGGCUAUCACCAUCAGUCCCAGCACCUCCCUGUGGGCCCAAUUCAAACGCAGCCUCCCCAAGUAUAUCCUCCCUGCCUUUCUCUUUUUCUGGAUCCUCAACCUCAACGUAGAAAUGAACAUACUAAAAUCUAUUGAAAACAGCAAAAAUGUCACUCUCACCAUCCAUAUUCACAGCAGAAAAUGUUGUAUUAGCAUGGUCCAGGGGAAUUAUUUAAAUAAUGUGGCUUUUCUAACAGUCAAGACGCUCCGAGAUGUCAUCUUUGUGUUCCUCAUGAGCUGGUCCAGUGGCUACAUGGUGCUUGUGCUCUACCGACACCGUAAACAAGUCCAGCACAUCCACAGCACCAGCAUCUCCUCCAAGUCCGUUGCAGAGACCAGAGCCACCCAGACCAUCCUGCUCCUCGUCACCUGCUUUGUUUCCUUUUAUUGCAUUAACAGCGGCCUUACUUUGGCUUUAAAUUUUAUUAAGGAGGAUGACUUGAGGUUUUAUGAUCCUGUAUUAUUUCUGGGUUCCUGUUACUCUUUCUUUGGACCACUGAUGCUCAUCAGUAAUGAUCCCCGGGUACCCAAACUCCAAUGUCCUAUAGGAAGAGGGAGAUCCCGCUCCAUAUAG